Molecule: messenger RNA, 3281 nt
Organism: Closterium sp. Naga37s-1
Lineage: Eukaryota; Viridiplantae; Streptophyta; Zygnematophyceae; Desmidiales; Closteriaceae
Source: the annotation of a GenBank genome assembly
GCCUCUUCUCUCCGAAGAAAAAGGAUGAUGAGGAGGAGGAACCUGCAGCGGCUGAACCUGCAGCAUCGGAGGGAACGUUGAAGCUCCCAUGGAGUUUCCGGGGAGGAGACAAGGGUACUCAGAAAGUAACAGAGGAAAUCGAGGAGGUCGAAGAGAAGGGGACCCAGAAAUUCGUAUUCUCACCCUUUAAUUUAUUCGGUGCUGCUAAGACAAACAACAAUUCCCGUGACGACAAUGUUGUGUUUAUUGCCGGGGCAACUGGCAGAGUUGGCUCUCGUGUGGUCAGGGAGGCUAUCAAGGCUGGAUUCAAGGUUCGAGCCGGAGUGCGUAGCCUUACCAAGGCAGACGAGGUCCUCACUGAUCUUCCUUCACCGCCUAAGAAGGGACUUUUCGAUCUGUUUUUUGGGAAAGAGGCCGAUGUGGAGCUUGUGGAGUUCGACAUUUUUGACCCGGAGUCCGUUGAGGAAGCUAUUGGCAAUGCUGGAAAGGUUGUGUGCGCCAUUGGUGCAUCCGAGAAUCUGCUCAAUGUCUCCGGGCCGUACAGCGUGGAUAAGGUUGCAACGGAGAAUCUCAUAAACGCAUCUGCCGAACUUGGAGUGAACCAAUUUAUCAUGAUUUCGUCAAUCGGCACUGGGAAGUUCGGUUUCCCUGCAUCACUACUGAACUUGUUCUGGGGUGUCCUCUUCUGGAAGGCGCAGGCUGAGAAGACGUUGAAAGCGAGCGGCGUUCCGUAUUUGAUCAUUCGUCCUGGUGGAAUGGAGAGGCCGACUGAUUCCUACAAGGAAACACAUAACCUGAAGCUGGAGGAGGGUGGCACUUUAACGGGUGGCCAAGUGUCCACCUUGCAGAUUGCGGAGCUGGUUGCGGUUGCGUUGAACAAGCCAAAUCUUGCAGCCAACAAGGUUGUGGAAGCGGUUGCUGAGACGACAGCCCCCGAAGAAUCUAUUGAGAGCCUCUUGGCUGCUAUUCCUUCUGAUGAUGCAGUGGAAGAUGAUGACGAAUACGAAGUUGAGGAAGUUGUUGUAGUAGACACAAGGCAGCAGAAACAGAAGGAGGCGGUGGCUUCAGAACGGGAAAGGCAGAAGCAGGCAGAGGCGACAGAGGCAGCUGAGCGUAAGGCUGCCGAAGCAAGGGCUAAACUGGCCGAGCAGCUUCAGCUUGCUCGUCAGCAAAAAGAAGAGGCUCUCGCUGAGGCCCAGUCAGUUGCUGCUGAGCAGGCUGCUCUCGAGCAGAAGCGCCAAGAGAUCGAAUCACGAGCAGCUGCAGCUUCUCAAGCUGCUAAAGAGGCCAAGGUUGUGGAGGAGGCCGUUCUUGCUGCAGCCGCGGAAGGUCGAAUCUUGAGCCAGCGUGAGAAGGACCGCCUCAUCCGUGAAUUGCGUGAGAAGGAGGCUGCAGCAGCAGCUGCCGCUGAACUGGCAAAGGCAAGAGCAGAAGCUGAAGCUCGAGCUAAGGUAGAGGCAGAAGCCAAGGCUAAGGCGGAUGCAGAGGCACUGGCUAAGGCCAGGGAGCAGGCUGCUGCGAAGGCCAAGGCUGAGGCUGAAGCCAAAGCGAAGGCCAAGGCUGAAGCUGAAGCCAAGGCUAAGGUUGAGGCCGCGGCGAAGGCAAAGGCUGAGGCCGAAGCUAAGGCCAAGGCUGAGGCUAAGGCCAAGGCUGAUGCCGAGGCCAAGGCGAAGGCUGAGGCCGAGGCUAAGGCGAAGGCUGAGGCCGAGGCUAAGGCGAAGGCUGAGGCCGAGGCUAAGGCGAAGGCGGAGGCCGAGGUUAAGGCCAAGGCGGAGGCCGAGGCUAAGGCGAAGGCGGAGGCCGAGGCUAAGGCGAAGGCGGAGGCAGAAGCUAAGGCGAAGGCGGAGGCAGAUGCUAAGGCGAAGGUGGAGGCAGAGGCCAAGGCGAAGGUGGAAGCAGAGGCCAAGGCAAAGGCAGAGGCAGAGGCUAAGGCUAAGGCAGAGGCAGAGGCUAAAGCGAAGGCUGAGGCUAAGGCCAAGGCUGAGGCGGAAGCAAAGGCAAAGGUCGCAGCAAGUGGAGGUGGAUUUCGGUGGCCGUGGCAGGUGGAGCAGCCGAAGUCAUCUACCGACCUCCCACCAAGCCCGACUCCGCUUUCACCCUACACCAUGUACCCGGACCUGAAGCCCCCUACUUCUCCCUCUCCAUCUCCUCCUAAGCCUAGCCCUGAAGCAAUUGCUGCCAAGGCCAAGGCAGAGGCUGAGGCUAAAGCGAAGGCAGAAGCCGAUGCCAAGGCGAAGGCUGCGGCAGAGGCCGAGGCUGAGGCAAAAGCAAAGGCUGAAGCUGAAGCCAAAGCCAAGGCUGAGGCAGAAGCCAAGGCCAAGGCUGACGCAGAAGGCAAGGCCAAGGCUGAAGCAGCUGCUAAGGCAAAGGCUGAAGCAGAGGCGAAGGCCAAGAGCAGUGGAGGGGGUUUGCCAUUCCGCUGGCCGUGGCAAGUUGCUGAGGAGAAGAGUUCGUCCACCAAUCUGCCUCCUAGUCCAACUCCACUCUCUCCGUACACAAUGUACCCUGAUCUGAAGCCCCCGACGUCUCCCUCUCCAUCUCCUCCCAAGCCUGAUCCUCAGUCCAAGGCUGCUGCUGAGGCUAAGGCCAAGGCUGAGGCCGAAGCUAAGGCUAAGGCUGCUGAGGCCGAAGCUAAGGCCAAGGCCGCUGAGGCUGAAGCUAAGGCCAAGGCUGAGGCUGAAGCUAAGGCCAAGGCUGAGGCAGAAGCUAAGGCCAAGGCUGAUGCAGAAAGGAAGGUGAAGGAGGCUGCUCCUGAGGCACAGGCCAGUGCUGGCGGCAUCAACUUCCGCUGGCCGUGGCAGGUUGCAGAGGAGGAAAAGAAGUCCUCCACUGACCUUCCGCCCAGCCCAACCCCUCUGUCUCCCUACACACAGUAUGAGGACCUGAAGCCUCCGACCUCUCCGUCUCCAUCUCCUCCGACUCCUGUUGCCGCCAAGGUAACGUCAGAGCCACCACCUGCUCCUGCGGCACCUGCACCACCAAAGGCAGAGCCAGUCUCAGCACCUGCAAAGCCUGAGGUGGCUGCAGCAGCGGCAGCUCCUGCUGCUGAUGCUCCCGCUGAGUCUAAGAGGGUGUGGGUGAAAACUUCAGCAGGUGAGGACAAGGGCCUUGAGCUUAAGUGGCCGUGGGAGGUUGCCGGUUCUGACUCGGGCAAUGGCAGCAGCAGCAGCAAAUCCGACCUGCCAUAUGCAAACCGGCCCCUCAGCCCGUACACCAUGUUCCCUGAUCUGCGGCCACCUUCAUCCCCGAUUCCCCUGAGAUCUACAGACACGGAGAGCUAA